Molecule: messenger RNA, 1287 nt
Organism: Penicillium robsamsonii
Lineage: Eukaryota; Fungi; Ascomycota; Eurotiomycetes; Eurotiales; Aspergillaceae
Gene: gprC
Product: protein gprC
Exons: 1
Coding region: 1-1287 (428 amino acids)
Biological process (GO): adenylate cyclase-activating G protein-coupled receptor signaling pathway
Cellular component (GO): plasma membrane
Molecular function (GO): G protein-coupled receptor activity
Source: RefSeq, a predicted model, not a curated record
AUGACUUCACUCAUUCUGAUGGGCUUGAUGCCCAGAAACAACGAGCACUCAUUAGCGGCGCGAUUGACCAGCUCCGUGGAACUUGAUAUCGACCCUCUUCCACAAUCGCAUCGACGAGGCCUAAUAGCAAUCUCAAUCAUGGCCCUCUUGUCUCUCAUUGCAACAUCAAUACUCCUCGGUUUCAUCACCUAUCGCCUUGUUUUCUGGCGCGGCAGUUAUACAAGAUACAUCGGUUACAACCAGUACAUUAUUCUUAUCUACAACCUUGUGCUCGCCGAUUUUCAACAAUCACUUGCAUUCAUUCUUUGUCUACGAUGGAUUUUGACCGACAAAAUCGAGGCCGGCACGGUCUCAUGCUUUCUCCAAGGGCUGUGGCUGCAAAUUGGAGACCCCAGCAGUGGUCUUUUCGUGCUUGCCAUCGCCUUUCACACAUUCCUUUUAGUCGUCUGGGGACGCAAAAUGUCCUACAAGUUCUUUGUCUGUUUCGUCGUUGGCGUCUGGAUCUUCGUGGCGUUGAUCGUAGUCAUCCCAAUAGCAAUGCACGGCCCCGACAUCUUUGUGCCUUCCGGAGCCUGGUGCUGGAUCAGCGAAGAAUUCGAGACUACCCGUCUAUGGACUCACUACAUGUGGAUUUUCCUUGCCGAGUUCGGCACAGUCAUUCUCUACGCCGUCAUGUACUUCCAGCUGCGCCGACAGAUCGCUGCUUCCGCCAUCCUCGGAAAUAACCAACUGGCGAGUCUCCAGCGCCUUCGUCGCGUCGUUGGCUACAUGACCAUCUACCCAAUCGUCUACAUCAUCCUAUCGCUACCCCUCGCUGCAGGCCGCAUGGCUACAGCCCACGGCACGGAGCCCAGCAUCAUCUUCUUCUGCUGUGCGGGUGCCUUCAUUACCAGCUCUGGGCUGGUCGAUGUCGUUUUGUACACGCUUACCCGCCGCAACCUCAUCAUCGACUCAGAACCCAGCGAAGACCGCUCCUACAACAAAUUCAAUAGUAGCAAGGGCCGGCGAGGCGAGAACAAUCUGACGACCAUCACUGCUGAUCCCAAGCGCAAACAUGGCGGCACUUUCACCGAUGACCUCGACCGCGACGGAUCAAUGGAUAAUAUCGUUGUGCCAAGUGCACAUGGCCACGGCCAUGAUCAUGAAAUGACACCGCUCGGAAAGGUGUAUCAAGAAACGACCAUAGAGAUCACCCACGAGCCUGCUUACCCUGACGAGGUGUCCAGUUCGCACUCUAGCAAGGAGGACUUCUCUAACAGGCCGCCUCAUGCCGGAUGGCGGAGAUGA